Messenger RNA from Symphalangus syndactylus (siamang), 2254 nucleotides. It is a transcript of the gene C13H19orf53, whose product is annotated as chromosome 13 C19orf53 homolog. The record is from RefSeq and is a predicted model, not a curated record. Lineage: Eukaryota; Metazoa; Chordata; Mammalia; Primates; Hylobatidae.
GGAUAACACUAGUACCUCCCUCUUAAGAUCAGGGCUGGAGCUAGGGUGACACCUCCAGGGCAGAAUUUUAAGAGGACACCAAAAAAGCUCAGCAACCAAGAUAAAAAAUAUUUUAAAGCAAUAUUUUGUUUUGGGUUUUUUUUUUUUUUUUUUGAGACGGAGUAUCACUCUGUCGCCCAGGCUGGAAUGUAGUGGUGUGAUCUCAGCUUAUUGCAACCUGUGCCUCCCCGGUUCAAGCGAUUCUCUUGCCUCAGCCUCCUGAGUAGCUGGGAUUACAGGCAUGCGCCACCACGCCCAGCUAAUUUUUCUAUUUUUAGUAAAGACAUGAUUUCACCAUGUUGGCCAGGCUGGUCUCGAACUCCUGACCUCGAAUGAUCCCCCUGCCUCAGCCUCCCAAAGUGCUGGGACUACGGGCAUGAGCCACUGCGCCUGAGCUUACAGCAGUAUUUUUUAAAAAUCAAAAUUAAUGCAAAAAUCCAUGAUGAGGCCAGGCUUGGUGGCUCAUGCCUGUAAUUCCAGCACUUUGGGAGACCAAGAUGGGAGGACCCUUGAGCCCAGGUGUUUGAGACCAGUUUGGGUAACAUAGGAAGAGCUUGUCUCUACAAACAAAAAUUUAAAAACAAUGAGCUGGGCAUGGGGCUCACACCUCUGGCCCCAGCUACUCAGGCUGAAGUGGGAGGAUGGCUUGAGCCCAGGAGUUCAAGGAUGCAGUGUGCUUUGAUUGCACUACUGCACUUCAUCCUAAGCAACAGAGUGAGACCCCAUCUCUUUAAAAAAAAAAAAAAAAAAAAAAUCCAUGAUGAACAAAACAAAACAAAAUAAAUAUUUUUUUGAGACAGGGUCUUGCUCUGUUGCCCAGGCUGGAGUACAGAGGUGCCAUCUCGGCUCACUGCAACCUCCGCCUCCUGGGUUCAAGCGACUCUCCUGCUUCAGCCUCCCGAGUAGCUGGGAUUACAGGAGCCCGGCACUAUGCCUGGCUAAUUUUUGUAUUUUUAUAGAGACACCAUGUUAGUCAUGGCUGGUCUCGAACUCCUGACCUCGGGUGAUCCGCACGCCGCGGCCUUCCAAAGUGCUGGGAUUACAAGCAUGAGCCACCGUGCCCGGCCUAAAUAAAAUUUUGAAGAGGCUAGAGCCCCGCACUUGUGCCUUGAGCUUACCUCAACACCCUGGUUCCACUAAAACUUUAUUGACAAAAUUAUGCUGCUGGUCUGCAGGAUGUAGUUUAACAAUUUGAUUAUUUUGGAUAUUGUUUACGGUUACCAAAGUUUUUGGACCUUAAAUUCUGUACCAGAGGUGAGUGCCGCACCCUAACCUUGUCUGAGUUUUUAUGUGUAAAGAUCAUAAAACGUUGUAAGUUUUCUAAAACACAUAACCUCUCAAUAAACGUUAGCUUAUCAUUGUCACCUUUUUGUUCGUAAUGUUUGAAAACUCCAGCUGUGAUCCACUACCUUUGUGGACUGCUGUCUCUUUAACUCUGUGCCACGUUGUAUCCCGUGAGCUCUUGCGUUUUUCCGCCCCGCUGUAUCCCAUGGUUCCCUGUGCCUUCCGGCUACGACUGCUUACAGCCCCGCCUCUUCCUCUGUGUGCCGGACCAUGGCGCAGGGGCAGCGCAAGUUCCAGGCGCACAAACCCACAAAGAGCAAGACAGCAGCGGCGGCCUCUGAAAAGAAUCGGGGCCCAAGGAAAGGCGGUCGUGUUAUCGCUCCGAAGAAGGCGCGCGUCGUGCAGCAGCAAAAGCUCAAAAAGGUGUGCGGGGACGAGAGAUGGAGCCCGGAGGGCGGCGAGUAGCGAGGGGUGGAGCCCAGAGGACGGCGUGAGGCGAGGGGUGGAGCCCGGGGGUCGAACCUAGAAGUCGGGAUCCGGAAGAAGAUCGAACAUGAUGUGGUGAUGAAAGCCAGCAGCAGCUUGCCCAAAAACCUGGCACUGCUGAAGGCCCCGGCCAAGAAGAAAGGGGCAGCUGCUGCCACCUCCUCCAAGACACCUUCCUGAGGACGCUGGCCCCAGCGCAGGCCAACACCCCACCCCCUACCUCCAUAUGGGACCUUGCAAGUCAUCCCACAGGCUGCACUGUCAGGAAGAGAGGACCCUGUCCCCCAGCACUGGGCUUCACCUAGAACUUCAGUGGGGGCCAAGGGUGCUGAGAACCCAGCAAUGACCAGGAAGAUACAGUCACCAACUUCAUCUGUCCCCGUGCCCCUUCCCAGGUCCUGCCUCCACAGGUUUAACCCAGAACAAUAAACCUGGCUUUGUCAUC